CUCGUAGCAACGGCAAACAUUCAGAAGGAGGGACCCGCGAUGAAACGGUAACUUUAAUUGGUUAAACUCCAGUGUCGUCUUUCCUGUGGUUCUCAUGUCUCGUGUCUUCGUCUACGGGACGCUGAAGAAAGGCCAGCCCAACUUCAGGAUGCUGGAUGCGGCCAACGGCCGUGCAGAGUUCCUCGCUCGUGCCCGAACUGUAGAGCGAUACCCGCUCGUGAUCGCCACCAAAUACAAUAUCCCCUUCCUGCUGAACGUGCCCGGGACGGGUCAGCGUGUCCACGGUGAAAUCUACAGCGUGGACCAGCAGAUGCUGCACUUCCUGGACAGGUUUGAGGGCUGUCCGGAGAUGUACCAGCGCACUACAGUCCAGCUGGAGGUGCAGGACGGGGACGGUGAAGGGGAAAACACACUGAAGCCUGAAAGCCUCGUGGAGACAUUUGUGUACAGCACGACAACAUAUCAACCCGACUGGCUCCAGAAACCAACAUAUGAGAGUUAUGAUUCGAAAGGUGAUCAUGGACUGGAAUAUGUAUCUGGUGAGGGCAGAAGCCCCAAGUAAAUACUGUAAUGGUAUCAGUUCACAGGGUCCAGAAAUUAACAUUUUACCACACCUGCCAGUGUCAUGUCACUUUCCAUUCAGGUGUUUUACAA
Molecule: messenger RNA, 654 nt
Organism: Carassius carassius (crucian carp)
Lineage: Eukaryota; Metazoa; Chordata; Actinopteri; Cypriniformes; Cyprinidae
Product: gamma-glutamylaminecyclotransferase B-like
Exons: 2
Coding region: 95-562 (155 amino acids)
Molecular function (GO): gamma-glutamylaminecyclotransferase activity
Source: RefSeq, a predicted model, not a curated record